AGGGACCUCACUGUUCAGGAACAGCUCAAUUUCGCGUCAGAGAAGCUCUAUCAGCUGAGCCAGCCUUCUCAGGAAGGCGAAGUUACCCCUGUCCAGAAGCGUACACUCAAGUUAGUCGCAACCAUGGAUCGUUCAAGUCUACAGCCUCCCAGCAAUGUGGGCACCAAGGCCCGCGCUAUACAGCAGGCCAAGGAGAUGGAGAAGUUGGUAGCAGAGAGGGCGAAGAGGACAGGAGAUGAGCCACCCCCUUAUGACUUCUUUGAGUUGAUCGGGAAAGGCGCCUAUGGGAGAGUGUUCAAAGGGAGAAAUCGCGCUACUGGCGGACUUGUCGCCAUCAAAAUUAUUGAUAUCGACAAAACCGACUAUGAAGAAAUGACGACGAAGAACCUGCAGGAGACGUUGAGAGAAAUCAACAUUCUUCAGCAGUUGAAGGAUAGCAGAGCUCGGCCAUACGUCAAUAUCAUCGAAGAGGCGCGCACCGUUCACAAUGAACUGUGGAUCGUCAGCGAAUAUGCUAGCGGCGGGAGUGUCCACACACUCAUGAAGCCUAGGCUGCAGCAGUUGAAAACUGGUAUUGAGGAGAAGUACAUUAUCCCAAUUGCUCGCGAAUUAGCGCUUGGCCUUAAGUUCAUACAUGAGGCUGGUGUUAUUCACAGAGAUUUAAAGAGCAAUAAUAUUCUGAUCCUUGAAGAUGGAAGAGUCCAACUUUGCGAUUUCGGUGUCUCCGGCGCUUUGGAACCCGAAAUCACAAAGAGAUCGACGAUUGUUGGCACUCCAAACUGGAUGGCACCCGAGCUGCAGAGGGAAUGGGUCAAAGAUCUGGACCCCAGUAGGGGAUCGCGGCCUAAUGAUAUUCUAUACGGCUCAGAAGUCGAUAUUUGGGCUUAUGGCUGCACCCUCUACGAGAUGGCGACGGGCUUUCCGCCGUUUCACCAGACACAACCGUUUCUACUACCUGAUGCAGGGGUACCUGUCUUGGAAGGGGAUCAAUACUCUGAUGAACUUAAGAGUCUGGUAUCAUUCGUACUUCAACCGAAUCCCAGGGACCGACCAACUCCGGACCAGAUUCUUCAGCAUCCAUACAUUGUCGAUAGUACCAAAAUGCACCCUACUGUCACUCUUGUGGCUCUAGUGGAGCAGUACUACCGCUGGGAGCAGGCUGGAGGAUCCCGCGUUUCGCUUUUCAACCCUUAUGGAGCGCAGGCUCCCGAUCCACUGGCUCCGGAGCCUGAGGAGGAAGAGGAUGACGACUGGACUUUCAGCACCACUGAUGAGUUCGACAAACAAUUCGCCAAUGAACACUCCGAUCCCUUCAGUGGUGGCUCCUCUACAUCAAAUUUUCCAGGGAUGAAUGCACCUCCUGAAGAUGAUUCUCGAUUUGCCAAGCUUCAAGCAUCUAUUCGCGCGGAGCAAGCAGAACGCGGGAAGAAGCGCCUCGAUCGACUCUUCGACACUAAUUCUACGCCUUACAGGUUCAGCACUGUUGAUUCGGAUUCCAAUAGGCUGUCCUCCGAUCUCGUACUGCGCGACUUCAACCCUGGUGCUCCUAACCGCGAGACCGUUAUUGAUUUGGACUUUGCGGCACCAACUGCCGUGGACAUUCCUAGUAUUGAUCUAGGAGAAGUGCCCACUGUUAAAGCAAGUCGUAUCAAUCGGUUGAUGCGUGAUAUGGAUGAGGAAGAAGAGCAGGAGUAUAUCGAUCUUGACAACACUGCGCGGCGAGACACAAGGGAGUGGAAGUUCCCUUCAGCCAUCGGUGAGCAAAGUCCCAAAAGCCAGACCUUUUCCAGCGUGCCUCGAGACAGGAAUAGUCGACGCAAGACUAUGGAAUGGAAGUUCGACUUCUCGCAAUUAGCAGCCGAGCCCGAGCCUCUACCCAAUGCACCCCGUCUCUCCCGUCGACGAGACACUCGGGAUUGGGUGUUCCCUCGCGACACGACUUCUACGAAAGAGACUAGCGGUAGCCAAGACUUUGUCUUUCCCCCUAGAGAAAUCGACGAGCCCUUUGGUUUAUCUUCCGAACCUCCUGAGUUGUCGUCAUCCCCUACCCUUGGCCCAGACCGCAGGCCUUCACUAAGACAUGCAGUCACCGAACCAUACGGUGUAUUCGACGACUAUCCGCCUCUACAACCACCGCCAGACUCUCCAUUACGCACGUCGAUGAUUAACCUGGACGUGGCUGUCGUUGACAAGUUCCGCCCAUCUACUUCCGGGUCGACCUCCACUACGGCUUCCACUUCUAGGGGCCAGGAAAAUAGAAACCCAUUCGAUCUGGAGGACCAGGUCACUCGCUCGGAGCCAAACAAGCGCGCCUCGUAUCACAUGAAAUCGCAAUCGGAGCCUCAACACCAUAUUCCCGGCCUCCUAACCCCUCAGGUCUUCGACGAGCAAGGCAACCCAACCAUACAGGACCACACGUAUACGAGCAUGCAUGCCCGCGGCGUCUCCUCGGUCUCGCAGAUGCAACCCCGUCCCGCACCAGACAAUCUGCGCUACCCUAGACAACGCUCACAGCACCUAGUUCCGCAGUGGGACACAUGGAGUCACCAAGACGCCUUCCUGACGCAAACGUCCUCGUCUCCUGUUUCCGUCUCCCCAUCCACUUCGGUCGAAGAGGAGGAAAGGAUAAAUAUCGAUGACCGCUGGGAUAAACUCGAGCGGCAGGUCGACGCUUUUCAAUACCAGCGUAAUGGCGGUGCGGGUGGAGGAGGCAGUCGUCAGUUUUCCGGCGGGUACUUCCGAUCGUCGCGCAGGACUACGAGCACGGACAUUGAUGAUAGGAGCGAUGCCGACGAUAGUUAUGCCUCUCUCUCGGAAAGCGGGUUCGAUGACGGUGGCAUGACUGUUCGACCCGGACCAACAGCCGCCUCCGGGCAACAGAGAGGCACGACGAGAGUCAAUAUCGCGAGUCGGCUUUCCGUAGGCCCGGGCGGGAAACCGAUGCUCGAUUUCCCCAUCCCGCGGGGUCCUGACUUGGAGUCGUUGUUGAGAUAUGGAGGGGUCGUUGAGGGUGAAGGGGAAAGGGAUGCAGAAAUAGUGAGCAGGUACGCCGAUGCUUUGUGGAAGGGGGCGAAGGAGAUGACGGAGGGAUUGAGGGCGAGUAGGAGUUUGUUGAGGAGUAUGCGGUUGGCGGAGAUGGAGGUUGGGGCCGAGGAGGAGGAGGAGGAGUAGAGAGGUGCAAGAAGAGAAAAAGAUUUGGGGAAGGGUUGGUGUAUGCCGGGGCGGUUGGCGUGGAGUUGAGAUGAAGUUUGCGGGAGGGUGUGUGGGACUUUGCAAGGGUUUUGCUUUGUGUCUUUCUCCAUGUUCUGUGGUUUAUUGGGAUACCCCAGUUAUGGCGUGC
This is a messenger RNA of Westerdykella ornata, 3340 nucleotides long. Its product is annotated as Pkinase-domain-containing protein. Lineage: Eukaryota; Fungi; Ascomycota; Dothideomycetes; Pleosporales; Sporormiaceae. Gene Ontology annotation, molecular function: ATP binding; protein kinase activity. The record is from RefSeq and is a predicted model, not a curated record. The coding region runs from base 124 to 3171 and encodes 1015 amino acids. The transcript has 3 exons. Gene Ontology annotation, biological process: protein phosphorylation.